AUGACUUCGAGCAUCAGAAUCUUGACAAUUUUCGCAUUUGUUGCAUUUGUAGCUGUUAAUGCAAAACCUUUCGGUUUUGGUGGACCAAGAGUGAGUUGAGAUCUUCUAGAUUCUCCUGAUCUUUAUGAUUUUUCAGCAUCGUCCACCUCCACCACCACCAUGUGGAAUUCCACCAUUUUUGGCAGAACUUCCAGCUGAUGCGCAAGCAAAAAUCACAGAAAUCUGGAAAGAUUAUCAAACCGGUGCGAAAUGUUAUAAUGAGCAAGGAUUGACUCGUGAAAUCUUGGAUGCUCUUCCAAAAGAACUUCAAAAAUCUCUUCACAAACGUCCACCUCCACCACCAUUUUUGGCUGGACUUCCAAAAGAAACCCUGGCUAAAUUCGAUGCGAUUUUCCAAGAUAAAUCAAUUCCACAUCAAAAAAAGAUUGAACAAAUUGAUGAAUUGGCUGAGAAAACAUUGAGUGGUGAAAAUUUGAAGAAAUUCCAGGAAUUCAAGGCGAAAAAAGAGGAAGAAAAGAAAGAAUAUGAAGAGAAAAAAGCGAAUUUGUCAGAAAAUGCAAAAGAAGUUGAUGCUAAAAUCGAGGAAUUGAGAAAACAAAAAUUCGAAUUGAUUGAUUCACUUGAUGAAAAAACACGUGAAGAACUUUUUGAUUUGUGGGAAACUCGACCAGGACCACAUGGACCACCACCACCACGUCAUUAA
Caenorhabditis angaria is the source of this 703-nucleotide messenger RNA. NCBI's taxonomy places the organism in Eukaryota, Metazoa, Nematoda, Chromadorea, Rhabditida, Rhabditidae. The record is from the annotation of a GenBank genome assembly.